UCAUAUAUCAGGUGUACGUACUCAUUUUUCACUCCUACAACAAUAACAACAAAACAACUUCGCUUCCAAUACGGACUCAAGAUUUGCCGUGUCACGAUCACGAGCAAUACUCUUUAAGCGCGCAGGUUUUUUUUGAUUACUAUCACCCCGCAUCCAUUUAGGCGCGCGGUCGAUUUUAAUUACUUGCUCAUAUACGCACGCACACAUACACACACCUCAGCGUCUAUUAGCCAUCUUCGUACAUACGCCGAGUUUGACGUCCGAUCUCGAAUACCACCUGAAUGAAGUAACUGUGAGAUUACUAGUAUAGACGGAACAAGUACCCAAAGAAGCAAUAUACACCAACUACACACAUACCUAUCUUGCAUAUAUCUACGCACGAUGGCGGAUACUGUAUAUCGUCGUAGCGGGCGGGGCGGCGCCGGCAACUUCUACUCGCAAAAAGAUAUCGAAGAGGCAACUGGGAGGAACUCUGAGGAUCUCGAGGCGCAGAAAUCGCAACCGCUUGCCGAUGAUGAACCGCUGACCGACCCAGCCGAUGGCCCAGCGCAACCCGUUGCGGUCCCCAUCGUGGGCUCUACUACCAGCGGUGUAAGGAUCGGCAGGGGCGGCGCUGGAAAUUUCGUCGACGUUCCUUCGUCAUCUAUAGCCACGACCGCCCCCGCCACCAAAUCUACCACUCAUGCUUCAAACCCCCAAGACCAGUCGCAUCCACAGUCUCCGCCGACGUCGCCGCGCCGCGGGGGUGCGCUCUCGGGCCGUGGGGGCGCAGGAAACUGGACGUCUGAGCAUGGAGAAUUCGAGCCGUACGACCAAGAACAGGAGCGCAAACGCCGCGAAGCUCUCGAUGCGCACAUCUUACAGGAUAUACGAGACUCGCUGCCGCAGCCGCCCAAGAUCCACUAUAUGCAUGGCCCGGGUCGGGGACGGAAGCCGGAUCUGCCUGUCUAGCCGGGCUGAAUAAUAGAUGUCGUUAAUAAUUGCGAUAUGGAAGAGAUAGCUAUUCUAUCUAAAGUCUCAGAGUUGGGACCAAGGAUAUCACUCGCGAAUGAGAUGGAUAAACCCUUUGAAGACCAACGCCGUUAAGAGCUUACAUACCAUCUAGAACAUCU
Molecule: messenger RNA, 1112 nt
Organism: Daldinia loculata
Lineage: Eukaryota; Fungi; Ascomycota; Sordariomycetes; Xylariales; Hypoxylaceae
Exons: 2
Coding region: 382-951 (189 amino acids)
Source: RefSeq, a predicted model, not a curated record